Peromyscus californicus insignis is the source of this 7227-nucleotide messenger RNA. RefSeq names its product ATPase 13A3 (gene Atp13a3). Gene Ontology annotation, cellular component: late endosome membrane. The record is from RefSeq and is a predicted model, not a curated record. The transcript has 33 exons. The coding region runs from base 227 to 3988 and encodes 1253 amino acids. Gene Ontology annotation, biological process: intracellular calcium ion homeostasis; polyamine transmembrane transport. NCBI's taxonomy places the organism in Eukaryota, Metazoa, Chordata, Mammalia, Rodentia, Cricetidae. Gene Ontology annotation, molecular function: ATPase-coupled monoatomic cation transmembrane transporter activity; polyamine transmembrane transporter activity; ATP hydrolysis activity.
AUGGGGCUGGGCUGAGAGGCGGCGGCGGCGGCGGCGGUGGCGGCGGCGAAAGCGGCCGCCCGGUCCCCUGCGGCCUUUUGGCUGCCCGGGCCGGGAGGCCGCCGAGGAGUCAGCACGGCGACGCGGCUGGACUGACAGCAGCGUCCUAGGAUCUUGGGUGUCUGCACAUAAGAGGUCUAUCCUCACCUGUUGUGUGAAGCACAGCACCUUUGAAGCCACUGUAGAGAUGGACAAAGAAGAAAGGAAGAUUAUCAACAAGGGUCAAGAAGAUGAAAUGGAGAUACAUGGCUAUAACUUCUGCCGCUGGAAGCUUGCCAUGGUUUCUGUAGGAGUGAUUUGUACUGGUGGGUUUCUCCUUCUCCUCCUCUACUGGAUGCCUGAGUGGCGAGUGAAAGCCACAUGUAUUAAAGCUGCAGUUAAAGACUGUGAAGUGGUGCUGCUCAGGACUACUGACGAAUUUAGAACGUGGUUUUGUGCAAAAAUUCGCUUUCUUCCCCUGGAAAAUCAACCAAAUUUUAAUGCAAAAUCUUUAGUUAAUAAGGUUUCUAAUGGCCAUGCUGUUCAUUUAGCUGAGAAUCUAACAGAAGAAAGUAGAUGCGAGAUGAAUAAAUACUCACAGACUCAGUCACAACAGAUGCGUUAUUUCACCCACCAUAGCAUAAGAUAUUUCUGGAAUGAUACCAUUCACAAUUUUGAUUUCUUAAGGGGACUGGAUGAAGGUGUUUCUUGUACAUCAAUUUAUGAAAAGCAUAGUGCAGGACUGACAAAGGGGAUGCAUGCCUACAGAAAGUUGCUUUAUGGAGUAAAUGAAAUUGCUGUGAAAGUGCCUUCUGUUUUUAAGCUUCUAAUUAAAGAGGUUCUCAACCCAUUUUACAUUUUCCAGCUGUUCAGUGUUAUCCUGUGGAGCAUUGAUGAAUACUAUUACUAUGCUCUAGCCAUUGUGAUUAUGUCCAUAGUAUCCAUUAUAAGCUCACUAUAUUCCAUUAGGAAGCAAUAUGUUAUGUUACAUGACAUGGUGGCAACUCACAGUACGGUGAGAGUUUCGGUCUGUAGAGUAAAUGAAGAAAUAGAAGAAAUCUUUUCUACAGACCUUGUGCCGGGUGAUGUCAUGAUCAUUCCAUUAAAUGGGACAGUCAUGCCUUGUGAUGCAGUACUUAUUAAUGGUACUUGCAUUGUAAAUGAAAGCAUGUUAACAGGCGAAAGUGUUCCAGUGACAAAGACUAACUUGCCAAAUCCUUCAGUGGAUGUAAAAGGAACGGGGGAGGAGCUCUAUAGCCCAGAGACACACAAGCGGCACACACUGUUCUGUGGGACGACUGUUAUUCAGACCCGUUUCUACACUGGAGAACUUGUGAAAGCCAUAGUAGUUAGAACAGGAUUUAGUACUUCCAAAGGACAGCUUGUUCGUUCUAUACUGUAUCCCAAGCCAACUGACUUUAAACUCUAUAGAGAUGCCUACUUGUUUCUACUGUGUCUUGUGGUGGUGGCUGGCAUUGGGUUCAUCUACACAAUCAUCAAUAGCAUUUUAAAUAAGAAAGAAGUUCAGGAAAUAAUUAUUAAGUCUCUUGAUAUCAUUACAAUUACUGUGCCACCUGCACUUCCUGCUGCAAUGACUGCUGGGAUCGUAUAUGCUCAGAGAAGACUGAAAAAAGUGGGGAUUUUCUGUAUCAGUCCCCAAAGGAUAAAUAUCUGUGGACAGCUGAACCUUGUUUGCUUUGACAAGACUGGAACUCUUACUGAAGAUGGCUUAGAUCUGUGGGGAAUUCAACGAGUGGAAAAUACCCGAUUUCUUUUACCGGAAGACAAUGUUUGCAGCGAGACAUUGGUAAAAUCUCAAUUCGUUGCUUGCAUGGCUACUUGUCAUUCACUUACAAAAAUUGAAGGUGUACUUUCUGGUGACCCACUCGAUUUGAAAAUGUUUGAAGCCAUUGGAUGGAUUUUGGAAGAAGCAACUGAAGAAGAAACAGCACUUCAUAACCGGAUUAUGCCCACUGUGGUUCGUCCUUCCAAACAGCUGCUUCCAGAGUCUACAGCUGCAGGAAACCAAGAAAUGGAGCUGUUUGAACUUCCAGCUAUUUAUGAGAUAGGAAUUGUUCGACAGUUCCCGUUUUCUUCUGCUUUACAACGGAUGAGUGUGGUUGCAAGGGUACUAGGGGACAAGAAAAUGGACGCCUACAUGAAAGGAGCCCCUGAGGUCAUUGCCAGUCUUUGUAAACCUGAAACAGUUCCAGUUGAUUUUGAGAAAGUUUUAGAAGAUUACACCAAACAAGGCUUCCGUGUGAUUGCUCUCGCACACAGGAAACUGGAGUCCAAACUGACAUGGCACAAAGUACAGCAUGUUAGUAGAGAUGCCAUUGAAAACAACAUGGAUUUUAUGGGAUUGAUUAUAAUGCAGAACAAAUUAAAGCAGGAAACCCCUGCAGUACUUGAAGAUUUGCAUAAAGCCAACAUUCGAACUGUCAUGGUCACAGGUGACAACAUGUUGACAGCUGUCUCUGUGGCCAGAGACUGUGGAAUGAUUCUACCUCAGGAUAAAGUUAUUAUUGCUGAAGCAUUACCUCCAAAGGAUGGGAAGGUUGCCAAGAUCAAUUGGCAUUAUGCAGACUCCCUGACACAGUGUAAUGAAUCAUCAGCAAUUGACUCAGAGGAUAUUCCAAUUAAACUUGCCCGUGAUAGCUUAGAGGAUCUUCAGUUUACUCGCUUUCAUUUUGCGAUGAAUGGAAAGUCAUUUUCAGUGAUACUGGAACAUUUUCAAGAUCUUGUUCCCAAGUUGAUGCUGCAUGGCACCGUGUUUGCGCGAAUGGCGCCGGAUCAGAAGACACAGUUGGUAGAAGCAUUGCAGAAUGUAGAUUACUUUGUUGGGAUGUGCGGUGAUGGUGCAAAUGAUUGUGGUGCUUUGAAGAGGGCACAUGGUGGGAUUUCCUUGUCUGAGCUUGAAGCUUCCGUGGCAUCUCCCUUUACUUCUAAGACACCUAGUAUUUCCUGCGUGCCAAACCUCAUCAGGGAAGGCCGUGCUGCUUUAAUGACGUCUUUCUGUGUGUUUAAAUUCAUGGCAUUAUACAGCAUCAUACAGUACUUCAGUGUUACUCUCCUUUAUUCUAUCCUGAGUAACCUGGGAGACUUUCAGUUUCUCUUCAUUGACCUGGCAAUCAUUUUGGUAGUGGUAUUUACAAUGAGUUUAAAUCCCGCCUGGAAGGAGCUUGUGGCACAGAGACCACCUUCAGGCCUUAUAUCCGGGGCACUCCUCUUCUCUGUCUUGUCUCAGAUCGUCAUCUGCGUUGGAUUUCAGUCGCUGGGCUUUUUCUGGGUCAAGCAGUAUAAAGUGUGUGAUCCGUACUCAGAUGUUUGUAAUACAACAAGAAGCGCGUGUUGGAACUCGUCACAUUUGUUCAAUGGAACUGAACUUGAUACAUGUAAAAUACAAAAUUAUGAAAAUACCACCGUGUUUUUUAUCUCCAGUUUUCAGUACCUCACAGUGGCGGUUGCCUUUUCAAAAGGAAAACCAUUCAGGCAGCCUUGCUACAAGAAUUAUUUUUUUGUUAUAUCUGUGAUUAUUUUGUAUGUUUUCAUAUUAUUCAUCAUGUUGCAUCCAGUUGCCUCUGUUGACCAAGUUCUUGAGAUUGUGUGUGUACCCUACCAGUGGCGUAUAUAUAUGCUUAUCAUUGUUCUUAUCAAUGCCUUCGUGUCUAUCAUGGUCGAGAGCUUCUUCCUUGACACGGUCCUUUGGAAAGUUGUGUUCAGUCGAGACAGACAAGGAGAGUGUCGUGUCACCACCACACAGCCGCCACAGGAGUCAGUGGAUCGAUGGGGGAAAUGCUGCUUGUCCUGGGCCCUGAGCUGUAGAAAGAAGACACCAAAGGCAAAAUACAUGUACCUGGCCCAGGAGCUCUCAGUUGAUCCUGAAUGGCCACCUAAGCCUCAGACAACGACGGAAGCCAAAACUGUAGUCAAGGAGAACGGAUCAUGUCAGAUCAGCACCAUCACAUAGCAGAGGCCAUCUGCUGUGCUAGUGACAGUAUUCAGGAGGAUGUGCUUGGCUCUUCUGACUGACGCUGGGUGUCCGAAUGGCACUGUUCCAGUUGAUAGCCCUCUCAUAAUACAGUAGUUGAUUAAAAAACAAAAGCAGUAAAAUGGCAUUUGCCUCACAGUUAUUAACUAUCAGUCUGGCUAGAUCUUCAUGCAGUAACGUAAUGUGAUAUACACUUUAUAUUGGGUGUGAGAGAACUGUGUUGGGGUUUUUAGAUUUCAGCUUUUGACACUAGUUUGCCUCUUAAAUUUAAUUUUCACAAACCCCCUUAUUAGCAAGUUUCUUCUAUAUGUAGGCCCUAAUAUUGGGAUUGUUAAAAAUAAUAUGAUUGUUAAUUGUAAUUAGCCUUUGGUGAAAAUAGGUUGAAAAUCUAUUUUGAUUCCAAUGUUUCUCCCAAAGAGUUCUGUGUUAAACAUCCACCAGUUUCCUUUGACCUGGGGUUGGAGUGGUUUGUGUUACUGUUGUGUUAGUGUUUGUGAGCAGCUCAGGUAAUUUCCACUUCUGGUUCUAUAGUCUCUGUGUAGACUGCCUGGGUGUCACUUUCUAGCCAGCAAGGUGCUUCACCGCUGUCUCGUGUCCUCGUAACCUUUGUGGGUCUGUCUCAUACUGUGUCUGACGUCGGCAGUCCAGUUUGCCUCAUCAAUGAAGAACUUUUCUAGUAAAGUUUCUUUCUGAGCCAGGCAUGGUGGUGCAGGCCUGUACUCCUGCACAGGAGGCUGAGGGAGGGGAUUGUUCUUAGUCCAAGGAUAGCCUCGAGGAGAUAGUCAAGUCCCGUCUCAGAAUCCGUGCAUGCAGAGCAGCGGUCACUUCCUUGGGUGACCUCGUGCUCUUCAUACCUGUUGUUUUUCUUUCAGGGUUUUUAUCAUUCUGCAUGCUUUUUCAUUAUCUGUUUGUUUUCUAACUUAAAGGAAUUGGAUAAUACUGUUUUGUUUUUGAGUUAGAGCUUAGCCUUGGUAUAUGUCUCUCCUUUGGAUAAUAAGGAUUAAAAGAAUAAUGAAUAUUGAGUUUGACUUUUACAAAGCAGUGUGAACUUGAGUAGAGCUUGUUUUAUGCCAUUAGGUGGCACCAGAGGUCAGCACAUACCUGUUUUGUUACAAGUGAGCUUGAGAAAAUAAAGUAUACACAUUUAUUGAGCCAAAAGAAAUGUAGAAAGCAUUUUUCACACUGGUGUUUUGUCUGAUUAAUGUUCAUUUCUCAAGGAAUAUCCACAAUGCCUUCCUAUGUAGGACCUGGCAGUUUGGCAGUGCCCACAGUUAUGAUAAGCUUGGGAAGCUGGCAUUGCUAUAAAGAUGGACCCUAAAUUAGUGAGACAAUGUGAUGUUAUUCUAUGUUGGUUCUUAACUAACCGCGUGUGUAUGCUUUCCAUUCCCAGUUGAUCAUUACUGUCCCAGUACAUACUUACCAGUUUACCACAUGUUACCCAGAUUUGUGGAACCAUUUUUUUUUUUCUUAUUUUUUGUGUUGCAGAGACCUGAAUGAUGUUUGAUAAUUGUAGAAAAAAAAUGUAAAUUAUUCUCAGGAUCACUGUUACUGCUAUUGCCACUGGUGAUUCUUACAAAAUACAUAAUCAAAAUUUUCCAACAAACUGUAUGAUGUUAUUAUAUGUUAGAUGACAAGAACAAUUGUCCCAUGAAUGAUUCUAUGAAGCUAUGCAUCUUAGACCUCUUGAGCUGUGAAUUAGCACUAUUUUCUAUAGUUACUUAUUCUCUGUUGUUUUAUACUGUCCAUGUUCAUUUCAAAUAAUGCUCAUAUUAUUCUUUAGUGAUUUUUAUGGGUCGUUAAGCCUUACUCUUUGGUUUAAAUGCUGAAGCAUAUAAUUGCUAACUGCAGUUUAGAAACCCAAUAUUAAUUGUAUUUAACAUCCUCAAGAGAAUGAUCAUAAAAGGCUAUUUUUGACACAUAUCCCUUUCAAUAUUUAGAGUUGAUAAGGUUUAUAUCUCAUCUCUCCAUAUUGUUUGCAAAGGAACAAGGUUUUAUGUAGGUGAGAGAAAGCAUUUGUAGGAAGUUAGAUUUGAACAUAGACAGGGUAGGUUAUUCCAGUGAGGAUGUUGUGAGGAAUGUCUGUGAGUCCAGACAUGGGUCCAGCUUAGUGCAGUCUUCUGUAGGUCACUGUUAUAUAGAGAUUUGGGUUCUGAAUUUUACAUUAAAUUAUUUGAGUAUAUACAGACCUAGAUUUUAAAAUCUGUACAUAUAUUAUUUUGAUGUAUUAAGAUUGAUAAUAUUGCUGAUUUAAAUUUUAUUUAUGCACAUACUUAAAGGACAGAAAUGUCCGGGAAAGUAAUUGUUAAAUAAUGAUAUGUAACUUUUUAACUUUUUAAAUAAAUAAGAUUUUUUAAUGUGGGUCUCCCUCAGGGUUGUUUAAAGUCAUUUUCCUCCUCAAAUACAAACCAAUAGUGGUAACUGUUUUCUGUCUUCUAGCACCACCUGCUGUAAAGCAGUGCUCAGAUAGUGCUGGGGUGAGAGCGGCGAGACCACCACAGACCGGUGGUACGUUAUCGGUUUAGAGCCUGGCGCUCGCUCAAGAGCUUCCAGACUGCACUCGCAUUUCAGUAAACCCGUCAUUUUACACUAUGUAUUUUGUUUCCCAUGCUGAUGAAAGUACUGCACAGUUUCAAAGGCAUGAUGAAUGAAUGAUCUGUCAUAUGUCUGUAUGUAUACACACACACACACACACACACAUAUAUACAUACAUACAUACAUACAUACCAUACAUAAUACAUACAUUUAAAACCUGUUCCAGAAGCAGCAGAAGCUCAUAUGCAGUGAGGGGCAACUUCAGGCUUUAGAGCACAUCUAAUUUCAUGCAUGCAGUUUUGAUGUGUCGAAGAAAAGGGUUUUGUAUAUUUAUGGUGGGAGGUUACUGGGAACUUUUAACAAGAUAGGGGAUUAACUUUUGUACAGUCUGGGCAUUUACACGUAUUUUUAAUGUAUUACAAUUUGGUAAUUAUGUGCACAUGAAAUUAAUAAAAGUUACUUCCUGUUAUGAUUUGUGAAUUCCCUAAGACCGUGGAUUUUUUAAGUAACUUUAUAUAUCAGAAAUGAUACCACAUCUUUAUAUUUUUAAAAUUGUAUUGCUGCUCAAGAAUGGUACCCUGUUGUCGAAAAGGUAGAUAUUCAUAAUUAUACAUUCAGCAUUGUAAAUAACCUUAUGAAAUCUUUUUGAUUGAAGCUAUUCAAAAUAAAAAUUUUAAUGAAUCUAA